Messenger RNA from Lineus longissimus, 2212 nucleotides. Its product is annotated as contactin-associated protein-like 2. The record is from RefSeq and is a predicted model, not a curated record. The transcript has 5 exons. NCBI's taxonomy places the organism in Eukaryota, Metazoa, Nemertea, Pilidiophora, Heteronemertea, Lineidae. Bases 1211 to 1921 code for a protein of 236 amino acids.
UCUUUAUAUAAAAUUUAUAUACAUACAAAGUUAAGGUUUAUUUUACUCGCACAAUUUUGCCUGUGUACUACUGUUGAUGACAAGGAGUAGGAUUUUAUAAAUGUUGUUAUUGAAGAAAAGGGCGCAAGUGAAAAGUGUCAUUUCAUAACUAUUAGCGCUCAAUCUCACGUGGAAAGUAGAGAAAAUAGCAUGCUGUCUACCUAGUGUGACCACACAUGGUCACUGACACGGAAAUCUGAAUUUCCUUGGAGGCCAAAAAUUAAUUUCGUGCCUCGGCGAACCUAAUAGAGUAUGCGUUAUUCCUUACAAGAUAUCAUGUUGAUCAGAAUAGUAUAGGUCAUUACUCAAACGUCUAUAAUAAUUACGUUCAAGGUCCCUAAAGACCAACUUUUGAUUAGAUCCCAACACCAUUUUAUUACAAGUUUCAUGAAUAUUUUAUUGGACAGUGUUGCGGUUAAAGCCCCAUGCUAUUAUUUUCGAGAAGCUAACCUUUUAUUAAUUAGCCAAUAAGUUAGGUACAGUAUUCGAUAUUCGAGUUGAUGGUAAAUGCAGUGGAAAGCUGGUCGGAAUGUCCUUUUUCCUUCAUUCUGUGCAAGAUUUUUUUAAUAUUCCGGUUUCAGGUUAUUAACAAGAAUAUGUUUUAUACGCUUUUAAAGUUUUACAUGGAUAUUCUUAUACGCUUGCGGGAUGGCCGGUACAGGAAAGUAUUCAUAGCCCACGUGAUCCUUCUUGUUAUAACGCAUGUUUUCUUCUUAGUUGUGUGUUCAUGUCUUAUGUUUUGUUCUCGUCUGUCGCCAUGAACGCGCCGCCUAGCGUCUGCAAGCGCUGCUUUCCUGUUCUAUUGAUCGACAUGUAAGAUACCCCAAAUUAUGAAAAUAUUUUGAUUGCCCCAAGUCUUUUCAAAAUCUAAAGCCGUACUCUACGCUGUAAGAAAUAGGUGAGGAUACACUUGCCAAUCUUCUUAAAUCAAACGAUUGUACCAAAUAUGUGCAUUUGGUAGGAUUUCCGGGUGAUACAUCGGCGAAUACAGUCUGACGUUAAGACUUCCUUUCCUUUGCAAAUCCAAGGAAGUAUGCUGUUUGACCAACUACAUGUAUUCUUCAAACCUUUCUCAAUUUAAGUACCAGGAGAUUGGCUCGCUUGGACCGACUGGGGGACCUGCUCCAAGACCUGUGGUGGAGGUACACUGACCCGAGAGCGGCAGUGUAAUAUGAAAACCCACGGAGACCUGACGGCGCCAUGUGAAGGCAAGAGCAAGGAGAAUAAGGAAUGCAAUUCUUUUGACUGCAGCACAAGGAAAUCAUGUUCAGUUCUUUACGGCCUCGGCUUACGCGACAGUUUAAAGGUGACCAUAGACCCGGACGGCAAAGGAGGCGUGCAUCCCUUUAAAGUCUUCUGUAACAUGACAGAGGCUGGCGGAUUGACACAAGUCGGCCACGACCGGACGGAAUACACCACGGUGAAGGACUGGGAGGGACCAUGCGAUUACUACGCUGGUCUGACGUACGACAACGGUGUGACAAUCCCGCAGAUGGUCGCCCUGAUUGACAUCUCAACUUCCUGCAAGCAGUACAUCUCCUGGAAGUGCAAGUCUGCAGCGUUCGAUUACGCAUAUGAUCAAAAUGACCCGGACGCCAAGAGUACGUAUUGGAAGACUCGGGAUGGAAAAGGCGUGAAGUACUUCGGAGGGGCGACUCCGGGGACGGCCAACUGUGCUUGCGGUGAAGAUAAGUCUUGCUUUAAACCAGAGAAGAAGUGUAAUUGCGAUACGAAUGAUAAUGUAUGGCGGGAGGAUGCAGGGUACCUGACCAACAGUCCUGAUCUACCAGUGAAGGGCUUCUGUGCAGGAGACACCGCGGGACCGGAAGAAGAAGGAAAGUACAUGGUAGGGCCACUGACGUGUACGGGGGAGAAGACCUAGAGCUACACCUUGUAUUCAUCGUGUUUGCCAUUGGGUUGCCUGGGUGAACUUUAAUUGGUAAAAUUUACAACAACGUGUACAUUUUCCUGUACAUCUCUGUGUAUGUACAGUACAUCUGCAUGGAAGUUUCUACCGGGCACUAUACAGCUGAAGACCAAGAUGGCGCUCUAGAUUCUGUGACUGAAUAAUACAAUAUUGUAAAAGUAAAAUUGAAAUUGGCACUGUCCAUUUUGAAAACCAUAUGACAGUUCAUCUAAUGGGUUCAUAAUAAGGAACUGACGAAAACACAAU